UCCGCCGCCGCCGCCUCCGCCUCCGCCUCGAUUUCGACUCCUUUCCUCUCCACUGCCCCUUCUUAUACGGGACGUUCAUGAGGCGCCCCCGCCCGGAUCCAGCCCCCCGCCGUUCUUCUACCAGUGCUGCUGAUGGCGCCCACGCCGCACUCCCGUGCCGCCCGAUGCCCGCUGCCACCGGUGGUCAACCAGCCGGAGGAAGGGUUGGGAAGAUGCAGAAAAGCAUGCGCAAGCGAAGAGGCAAGCACAUAGGUUGCUUUAACAAAAAGCAAAAUGCUAGCAGAACAAAACUUAUGCAACGACCUAUCCAUCCAGAUAUUACAUUUGAAGAUGGAUUUGGUAACUUGGUUAAAUCCUGUCAAAGUUCCUCGAGUGAACGCACCAAACAGAUUGAGUCAGAACUAUCAGAAAGUUUUGUCUCCCUUGCUUCAUUCGUUGAUGGUACGCAUGUGAUUAACUCUUUUGAAGAGGAAUUUGAGGAUAAUACCUGGAGCACACUCAGUGAAAAUGUUGCUUUAACUAUGUCUGAAUGUGUUGUCUCACUUGCUUCAUUCAAUGGAAAUUCAAGGUGUUUUGCUUGCACAGGCGUAUAUAUAAACUGUAAUCCCGUGAGAAUCCUUACUACAGCAAGUUUGGUUAAAACUUCUGGCGAUGGAAACAAGAUUGAUGAUAACUUGCGGAUUGAAGUGCACCUUAAUAAUAAACAACAUGUCACGGGGACAUUGAAACAUUAUGAUCUACGCUAUAAUGUUGCAGUUGUUGAGAUCAUGGGUUCCUACAGUUCUUGUGCAGUGGAUGUGGAAGAGCGUAUUUCUUUCACCCCUAAUAUUGAGGUUUUAGCUGUAGGGCGUCUCUUUGAACGUCCAAAAUUAAUGGCCUCAAGAGGGGUGUUAAUUGACAGAGAAAGCAAACUUGCUUGCGAAGAGCUUGGGAUUUCCACUUGUAAAAUCACCAAGGCUGGGAUUGGAGGGCCUCUUAUUGAUGCUUGUGGGAAUUUGAUUGGCAUGAAUUUCUUCCAUGAUGAAGAAACUCCAUACCUACCGAGGGAAAAAAUUCAGGAAGUCUUGGGAUAUUUUGAUGAACAAUGCAUGUCGAAUGACAGUUGGUCUGAACCAAGAGAUCGUUAUUAUAUACCAGCUUUCUACUCUAUACCGUAUGGUUUGUUCGGAGAUGAGUACUUUGAUAACAAAAAGGAUGCAUAUUCUCCGUCUCCGGUUUUGUGUUGAGACUAUUUGUUGGUUGUUGUCGCUCCACUCUAUGAAGUAUGGACCCGCUUGUUUUUUCUUUUUGCUUGUUAGUCCUUGUGAAGUCGAGACUGCUACAUAUUCUGAGGCAUUUGCACUUAAUUGUAGCCUAUGUGCUUAAAGAAUCCUAAGCUAAAUCCUUGUUUAGUUAUGUGUUCA
Molecule: messenger RNA, 1403 nt
Organism: Triticum aestivum (bread wheat)
Lineage: Eukaryota; Viridiplantae; Streptophyta; Magnoliopsida; Poales; Poaceae
Exons: 8
Coding region: 78-1226 (382 amino acids)
Source: RefSeq, a predicted model, not a curated record